AAGUUUUACACGCAGUGAGCAAACCUUAAUAUUCUUUGUUUUUGUCAGAACAGCGAAAAUUUAUAGUACGAUUUUAAAGACAUGGCGGAUUCAACUUUGAAUUGGUGUCUCAUUGAAAGUGAUCCUGGCGUUUUUACUGAAUUAAUAAAAGAAUUUGGCGUUCAAGGAUUACAAGUCGAAGAAUUGUGGAGUUUAGAUGAUGAUCAAUUCGAAAAUUUGAAACCUGUUCACGGUUUAAUAUUUUUAUUUAAAUGGGUUCAUGACGAUGAACCAUUAGGAACUUUGGUUCAGGACAGUCGACUUGAUAAAAUCUUUUUCGCUAAACAGGUUAUCAACAAUGCUUGUGCGACUCAAGCGAUUCUAAGCGUUUUACUUAAUUGCAAGCAUUCAGAUGUUGCUUUAGGACCAAAUUUAGAGGAAUUUAAAAAUUUUUGUCAAAGUUUUGACGCUAAUAUGCGCGGUUUAGCUUUGAGUAACUCAGACGUCAUUAGACAAGUUCACAACUCAUUUGCCAGACAAACACUUUUUGAAUAUGAUUCGAAAUUAUCCGGAAAGGAUGAAGACGUAUUUCAUUUUGUAAGCUAUUUACCAAUUGAUGGACGACUAUACGAAUUGGACGGUUUGAAGGACGGACCAAUGGACUUAGGUCCUUGCCCAUCCGGAGAUCAAUGGGUACAAGCUGUGAAACCAAUUAUUCAAAAAAGGAUAAACAAAUAUAACGAGGGCGAAAUACAUUUCAAUUUAAUGGCCGUGGUGUCCGAUAGAAAAAUGUUGUACGAACGAGAAAAGGCGAAAUGUGGCGAUCCAGCGGAAGUAGCACGUCUACAGGAAUUGAUUGAGGAAGAAGUUAGAAAAUUGAAACGAUAUCAGAUUGAAAAUAUUCGACGAAAACACAAUUAUCUACCGUUGAUUAUGGAAUUGUUGAAAGCACUAGCCAAAGAUGGAAAACUUGUUUCACUUUAUCAAAAGGCAAAGGAACGAGCAAUUGAGAAGGAAUCGAAAAAAAACAAAGUUUAAUUUUUUACUCAUAUUUCUCGAAAAUCGUAUUAAGCCUACAUUUUUGUUGGCUCCCUUUUUUACAUAGUGUGUACGAAUUUUCAUUACACUUCAAUAUAAUUAUAUUUACAGAAUUA
Molecule: messenger RNA, 1133 nt
Organism: Leptopilina heterotoma
Lineage: Eukaryota; Metazoa; Arthropoda; Insecta; Hymenoptera; Figitidae
Gene: Uch-L5
Product: ubiquitin carboxyl-terminal hydrolase isozyme L5
Exons: 7
Coding region: 82-1017 (311 amino acids)
Biological process (GO): ubiquitin-dependent protein catabolic process; protein deubiquitination
Cellular component (GO): cytoplasm
Molecular function (GO): cysteine-type deubiquitinase activity
Source: RefSeq, a predicted model, not a curated record